ACAGUUCCACGGUGGUUAUGCUCAGCCCCAGCCUGCACAAGGGUGGCCUCCACAAGACUCUGCACAGAAACCAGCCUUCUUCAACCCCCAGCAGAUGCCAGCCCCCGCGGGAGGACCUCCCAUGUUCUUCAACCCUGCCAGCUUCGACACUGCCGCCGUCCCUCCGUUCCUCCCCCAGCAUGGUCCUGCCCACCCCCCACAGCAGCAGUGGGAUCACCCGGCAUACCCUCCACAGCAACAGCAACCGACUUGGAAUUCCCACGAGGUUCAGAACGGUCCACCUCACCAAGGGGGUUACCAAGGUGGUAAUGUACAGCAAAACGAGUACACCCAACAGUCCUACUCUAACUGGCAGGAACAGGACCUGUACGCCCCUCCAGUCUCAGACCCACUGGCUGACAGUAGGGCGUCGUCGUCCUUCUAUGAGUCUUCUGGGCAGAGCUCUACUGUAGGCUUCAACUUUUCCAGUGAAAAUCCAUCGUUGAACUCUAGCGAGAGAACCUCGCCUAUGCUAGCAGCCGGGGACUACGGUCAGGGCGGUUAUCCGUACGACGGAAGCGGAAUGGAAAUUCCGAGAGACGGAAUGCAGCAGCCACCGUCAGAAGGAGCGGCAAUGUUCCGACAACCGGAGGGAAAUUCUGUACCGAACGAUUCAGGGCCUGUAGGACAGUACUUCUCCAGUCCAGGAAAUACGAAUGUAGCGCCGGUGCCAGCGAGUAUGCCACAAGUCAGCAUGUUCAACCCUCAGUUUGGCCUACCAGAAGAGUCAAGAAGUGCUGCUAGCUUGGGUCAAGAAGAGGGGGCAGAAUUCAGCGGGGAAGGGACACUAACACGAGAACUAACAGGCCAAGAACAGGAGCAGCCAGCGGAAAACGUCCAACACUUUCCACCACCUCAGAACAGCCAGCCUCCACUGCAUCCAAACUUGGACGGUUCCCAAACUGGCCCUGAAAACAGCAGCUGGGAUUACGGAGGGGCGCCUCAUCAGGAGAUGAGAAGAGAACUGACGGGGCAAGAGGACGGGCUAGACUCCCAGCCGCUAGAUCCCGCGCAGUUUGCUUUACAACCGCCCGGACCACAACAGGCUCCUCCUGUGUUAACUGUAGAAGAGCCAGCUGCAGGGGUUCCCACACAAAGCCCUGGGGUUCCAACACCGAGCCCCGGACACUCCCGUAGCGGUUCCCAGCAGUUUGACGCGAUCAGCCUGGGGAGCGGAAAGGAAGGGAACGCCUCUCGCAGUGGCAGCAGGGCUAGCUCCCUCAUUGUAGAGGGUCAGGCUCAGCCAGCUGUCACUCCAGGCGGUGGUUCUAACAGUGGCACAAGGGAAGACUUUGAUGCAGGCACAAGACCGGUGGGUGACCACAGCAGGUCUGGGUCCAUAGACUCUGGUCGAAGCGGUCCAGGAAUUGCUGAUGGCCCUCCCCAGAGUGUUGUUGCCCAACCGGAGACUGCAGGAGGAAUGGAGAGGAGUCGGUCUGGAUCGGCAGAGUCGGGGAGGAGUGCCCGGAGCAACAGGAGCACCUCCAGCGUGCCGCCCGCGCCACCGCUUAACGUGCCGUACCAGGAGGGCGCAGCCAUGGAGCGAACUCGGUCCGGAUCCGCGGAGUCCGGCAGGAGCGGGAGCAGCGGACGGCCGCCAUCGCUGUCACGCCACAGCCGUGCGGAGUCCAACGACUCCAUCCACAGUGCUGGGAGCAACCCAGCUCUAUCCUCCCAGCCUCCCCUGAUGGAGGAACAGAGCCCUGGUGACGGAGCGCCCAGCCCCCAGCCGACCCAGACCAUCCGGCCUUCGGACGUCGGUCCCGGAGAUUCCCCGGAAGGUGCUGCAAGCCCGGACGAGCCCACGCAGCCCCAGCAAGGCGACGGCGAGCCCGAACCUCCGCCACAAAACACCCGGCCCCCACAAGCCCGGCCCAGCGGCCACAGCCCCCCUCCCCCCUCGCGCCCAAGCAUACCCAACUUCCCCAUCUUCUCCCCCAUGGAAGGAUCCAUGGCACCUCAGUUUCCCUUCACCAGUAGCUUCCCUCCAGCAGGACCCAGCAUGCCCUCCCCCAUACAGCACAGUGCCAGCAGCCCGUUCCAGCCCGUCGCCACGAGGCCUCAGCCUUUCCCUGCUAGAACUGAGCACAACGGUUUCCCAGGGGAAGGGCAGGAUAGCACGCCGACAUCAGGCAACGACAACGACGCUGCAGCGACAGGCAGACAAGACAGGGAAGCGUCGCAGGUCAUGCGACAGUCGUCCAGAGAUGAACACCAUGAGCACGGCAGGGAGAACCUGCUGGAAAGGGAGCCCCUGCCGAGGAGAGAGGACAUAAGAAAUGUCGGAGAGGAGCCAAGAGACAGGAGGACUUCUGGACCGCGUGAUGGCGCAGAGGGAGAGCAGAGCGUCCCACCACCAAUGCCUGUACAGCCUCCUCCCAGCCAGUCUCACCCACAUCACCAUGCUCACCAUCGUAAACCAGAGGAGCGUCGCGAAUCCACCCCCACCGCGUCUCUCUGGGCGGCGACGGACGUCCCCGCUAGCGUUCCCAGCGUGAUCCUUGCGCCCGCGGCCCCACCCACGUUAACCCAGGCCCCGUCGGUCCAGCCCCAUCCCGUCCCCAUGUUCGUGCCCACUCCAAACCUCCCCAGCACCAUGCAGGCCCCUCCCCCUGCUGCAGCCAGCCCUCCAGAGAAGCAACAACAGCCUCCUGCUAGUGCGAUCCCCUCUUCCAGUGCCUUUGGUACACCCAGCACGGUUGCUGCCACCGCCCCGACCACGUCUGCGUCCACCCCCUCCCAGCAGUCUCCUGCGUCUAACGACACCUACAGAAACGCCUCCGCCCCUCCCCCUGACUCCACUGCUGGUGGUCAGCAACAAAACAUGCCACCAGCAUCGACCCAGAGCUACAGCACGCCUCCCUCGCGACAGACAAGCACGGUGUCCAACUCCUCCUACAGCAGCCAGCCGAGUAGACCCGCGGAGGACAGAUCACAGGAAAGAAGGAACCCUCAAGAAGGCCAGCCAUCACCAUCGCGUAGCCCCAGACAAGUGGCAGGCAACGAGGGAGAGCCUGAAGACCGGUACAGCCAACGUGGACAGCCUCAGAAGCCUGCAGGGCAGGCUACACAGCCAGCAGACACCCGGCGAGACAUGCCACCAUCAGCACUGAGUAACCAGCAGCCGAGUUCUGACAGCGAUUAUACGAGAACAAGAGACUACAGGGGAAGAGAAGGGGACACGUCAUAUUCUACACACGAGCCAGAGAGACCGUCCAGUCGCUCCUCUAACCACGGGAGUGACAGGGACUGGGACAGGGACGACAGAUAUUAUGACAGACAAGACAAGACAGACAAGAGAGAUUCCUGGUACGACCAGAGGGAUCGGAGGUAUGACAACAGGCGCGACUACUACCAGGAUCGGGACUACCGCAGCAGGUCCUACGACCAAGACCCGCGCUACGCCCGACAGGGAUCGUACGACAGCUACUACGGAAGGCAGGAGUCGAGGGAAAGGGAGAGACCAUCCUCCAGACAGGAGAGGGAAAGGCCAAGUUCGAGGCAGGGAGAGAGACCGCGCUCGCGACAAGACUACGAUAGGGAAGCGUACUACCGACAGUACAGUGCUGAGUACGACAGGAGUGGUUACUACGAUCAGGAAAAGUACAGAAGAAGAAGAGACUACUACGGAAGAGAGUAUGACUCCAGGUCACAGAGGGAUCCAAGAUAUAGCAGAGAGCGUGGGAGUCAGAGGAGCAAAUCAGUGGACGACACAGACUACUGGGCAAAUGACCCCCGGUACCAGGAGUGGUACAACUACUACUAUGGUCGCCAUGGCAACAGCUACGACCCGCGGUACUACGAGUACUACAAGCAGCACACACAACAACAACAACAACAACAACAGCAGCAGUCUCAGGGGUACGAUAUGUACGCUUACGACCCUCGCUACGAUAACACGUACGACGACGAGCAAUACGUCGAGGACGACCGGCGUAGCGUGCACAGCAACAUGAGCGGCCACAGCUCCCACAGUCAUCACUCCCAGGGCUGGGGAGGACAGUACGACGAUAGGUUUGCGCGGGACUUCCACCGUGACUCCACCCAGUCGGAGACCAGUGCGUACGGACACAACAGUUCUGCGUACGGGGACUGGUACAGGGACUCCUAUCAGCAAGGAAUGUCCCCUGCUGCCAGGACCACGCCCGCUAAGUUCCACAUCCCCCACAUGCUGGCACGGUUUGGGCCGGGAGGUCACAUGAUCAAGGUGCUGCCCAACAACCCUGCUGACGGCAUGCCUGCUGUGGUCGAGGUGCACGGGCUGGAGACUCUUCUUGUGAACAACAAUGAAGUGGAGGAACUCAGAAGUUUCCAUGGACCGCUCAUCAAGGGUGUGACCCACAAGAGCGAUGUGAUCCGGUUCUGCCAGGACAAGGCUGCGGCCUGUCUGGCCAGCACAGACCUGAGGGACAAGGAGUCAGCCGCGCUGCUGUGGCAGCUUCUGGAGCUCCUCUGUAGGCAGAACGGGACGAUUGUGGGUACAGACAUUGCAGAGCUGCUUCUCCAGGGCCACCCGUCCAUGGCUUAUCCCCAGCGUACGGAAGCAGAGGGGGAGGACCGGGGGAGCCAGGGGGACCUGUCCCAGGCCUCCACCGCUAGCGAAGGCACCGUGGGGGGGACUGAGGCUGCGGACAUCGAGAGGCUGACGCAGAAGUUCCGGGAACUGCUGCUGUUUGGGAGGAAAAAGGAUGCGCUAGAGUGGGCCAUGAAGGGGGGUCUGUGGGGCCAUGCCCUGCUGCUGGCCAGCAAGAUGGACUCCAGAGCUCACGCUAACGUCAUGACAAGGUUUGCGAACAGCCUGCCGAUGAACGACCCUCUACAGACCCUGUACCAGCUCAUGUCCCAUCGCCAACCUGCUGCCGUCACCAGCUGUGCAGAUGAGAGGUGGGGCGACUGGAGACCACACCUAGCGAUGGUUCUGUCGAACCACACCCAGCGACCAGAGGUAGACAGGAAGAGCAUCAUCACCCUCGGAGAUACACUAGGUUCCCGAGGCCUUCUCCAUGCCGCCCACUUCUGUUACCUGAUGGCCCAGGCCAACUUUGGGCACUACAGCAAGAAGGCCAGCAAGAUGGUGCUACUGGGGUCAAGUCACAGCCUCCCCUUCAUGGAGUUUGCGAGUAACGAGGCCAUCCAGAUGACAGAAGUGUACGAGUACGCCAUGACUCUGGGCAACGCUGCACACUACAUCCUACCCAGCUUCCAGGAGUACAAGUUUCUGUAUGCAACAAGGCUAGCAGAGUGUGGCAUGACGGCACAGGCCCUGACGUACUGUGAGUGUAUAGUCUCAGCCGUGGAGAAAGCGCCCACAUCCUUCAGUAGCACACUGAUCUCUCACCACACUUCCUACAUACACACAUUUCCUACACACAUGUACAUAACCUUCCCUUACUGCCCCCCUCCCCAGGCCCUGACGUACUGUGAGUGUAUAGUCUCAGCCGUGGAGAAAGCGCCCACAUCCUUCAGUAGCACACUGAUCUCUCACCACAGUUACACAGAUCACACUGAUCUCUCACCACACUUCCUACACACACACACGUACAUAACCUUCCCUUACCGCCCCCCUCCCCAGGCCCUGAUGUACUGUGAGUGUAUAGUCUCAGCGGUGGAGAGAGCGCCCACAUCCUUCAGUAGCACCCUGAUCUCCCAGCUACACCAGCUGUCGGAGCGACUGUUCUGGCACGACCCACAGUUCUCCAGCCUCAGCACAGAGGAGGACCAGGACUACGACUGGAUCAACAGCAUCAGAUACAUGAACCAGCAGGUCCAGGAGGGCGCCCUGCUGCCAUCCUCGGCCAGUGACACGCCCAUGUUUGUUGGCUCCACGGAGCCCAGCAUUGACGGCACCAGCACCCCCACCCCUGGGGAAACCACCUUCACGGGCGUGGGGACGCCCCAGUACGACCCCAACCAACAGCAGGAGCUGUAUGAAGGUUACAACACCAGUGGAAUGGACCCAUCAGCCUACCAACAGCAGGGUGGAACAGACAGUCCAUAUCAGCAGUACAAUCAACAACAACAACAACAAAUGGAUCCCAACAACUCGUACCAGCCAUGGUCCAAGCCUGCCCCGCCUGACAUGAACCUGAUGGCGUCCAUGAACAGUGAGUACAGCACCACGUCUGCGACCACCACCACGACCGAUGGUGGUACGGAGGUGGAGAAUGAUGUACCGGACUACUACGACCAGAUGGCUGGACAAGUGAGCUUCAAAACUCUCGCCCCCAGUACUCCUGACGAGAGCCCAGGAGACUGUCCGGAUGAUGCCACGGAGGAGGACUCAGAAUCUAGCCCUCGAAUGGUACAGCAGCAGCACCGAGGCACGCCAGACUCCCAGGGUUCCCAGGGCCGUCUGCGCGCGCUCAGCGGCAGUUCCCACGCCUCCACCACGCGCGCCAGGUCCAUGAGUGGGUCGUCACAGCUGUCCCACGGGUCGCAGAGGAUGAGACGCAGGCAGAGGACAACCUCAGAGUCAUCACAGGUGGACAUUAAGGAGGAACAAGGCCAGAAGAAACAGGAAAAGAGGUCAGGAGGAACAUCAUGGCUGGGAGGACUCUUUACUAAAAUGAUGAGGGGCAAGAACGAAAUCCACCUUCCUGACGACACCAACAAAUCUAUUGUUUGGGAUGCUACAAGGAACAAAUGGGUGAACCAGAAUGAGGAUGAAGAGGAGGAUGCCGCGCCCCCACCUCCCCCUCCUAAGGACCCCAUGAUGCCAUCACCUGCAGGAGGACCCGCCCCUCCACCUGGGAACACUCCCAACAGGUUCUCCAGGAGGGCAGGCCCCACAGGAAAGUACGUAGACGUGCUGAACCAGAGCGGCACGACCAAGCCGGCCGCCCCUCCCCCCGACCUGUUCCCUGGCAUGGCUCCAGGAGGGAACGCCAUGCCCAACCUGUUUGUACCUGCUGCUGUACCCACGUCGGACGCCAACGAACCGCAGGGAUCACAGCUCCAAGGAACUAUGACCCAGGGCACCCCACAGGGGACCCAGGCACCGACCCAGGCGCAACAGCCACCCAUGUUUUAUAACCCCAACGAUCCAAUGACAGCAGCCGGCCAAGCCACGCCCACAAGUAUCGCUAACACACAGGCUCAGCUGUCUCGGUCGAGCUCUAUGAGUUCUAUGUCGUACGAGGUCAGCCACCUCCUUAAAGCCCAGCAGCCUCAAGACAAUGCAGGCCCCCCUCCAGGCGACCAGGGGAUGGCAGCACCCCCCCAGAGCACGGCCGCACCCCCCAUGUUCUUCAACCCCUCCUCCUUCAGCAGCCAGAGCUCCCCCUUCAACUCCCCAGCACAGGGGCCAUCUGGUCUGGGCAGCAGGCCAAGAUAUGCACGACCCAGAUGAGACGCUAGGGGGCUCAAGUGCACUACACCAUCA
Messenger RNA from Branchiostoma floridae (Florida lancelet), 7420 nucleotides. Its product is annotated as protein transport protein Sec16A-like. Gene Ontology annotation, cellular component: endoplasmic reticulum exit site; ER to Golgi transport vesicle membrane. The record is from RefSeq and is a predicted model, not a curated record. The transcript has 33 exons. Gene Ontology annotation, biological process: COPII vesicle coat assembly; autophagy; Golgi organization. Lineage: Eukaryota; Metazoa; Chordata; Leptocardii; Amphioxiformes; Branchiostomatidae. The coding region runs from base 95 to 7387 and encodes 2430 amino acids.